Poeciliopsis prolifica (blackstripe livebearer) is the source of this 1911-nucleotide messenger RNA. Its product is annotated as F-box only protein 47-like. Gene Ontology annotation, molecular function: protein binding. NCBI's taxonomy places the organism in Eukaryota, Metazoa, Chordata, Actinopteri, Cyprinodontiformes, Poeciliidae. Bases 308 to 1651 code for a protein of 447 amino acids. The transcript has 10 exons. The record is from RefSeq and is a predicted model, not a curated record.
UGCAUCAUUAGAUUAGCAACUUUAGUCCUAAACCGUCUUUAUUGCCGGUUUCAUAUUUUAUUUGACACUUUUCAUCAAACAGGUCAGAUUAUUUUAAAUGCUAACAGUGUAUUCUGUUGAGUGCGAUAGUCACCAAGAGACUUGAUUAACACUAAAGCGAACAACUUUGAAUGUUUUAGCCUUGUUAGCAUUGUUAGCUUAUUUUAAAUAGAGCUACUGAUGUUGUGCUGCUAGCUUUCUUUCAACGUCGUCAAACUCGUUAGCUUGAAUUUUACCAACUUGUUUAAGUACAGUCAGGUUGUCAGGAAUGAUAAAGGUGAGAAAAACAACCAGCAAUACUAGGAAGUACUCCUGGACACGCAAGUGUCAUCAUUUGAAGGCCCCCCAGCGGCCUCGGCCCGUCAGGACCGUCAUGACCCGCAGCCAGUGCUCCUCCGCCGCGGGCUUCUUCAACGGACUCCCCGCUGAGGUCUUCCACAUGAUCCUGGACCAAAUGUCCGUGGUGGACAUCAGCGUGUUCAGCAUGGUUUCAAAGGAACUCACCAGUUGUAUUGUGAACUACAUCUCCUCCCAGGCCUGGAGGAAUAAAACCAUCAUCCAGAGCUUUCACAACCCCACAUUGUCAGAACAAAGAUCCACGCUGGAACACUACAGACACCUGGGAUUGUUGUUCAAGAGGUGUACCCUGCUGCUGCCCACAAAGGACAGGUUAAAGUUCAUAUUUAGCAAGUUUUCACAGAUACCUUGCUUCAUGUUGGAGCAGUGCCUUACACCAGACUGCACUGGUUUCUCCCGAUACGGCGUCUUCCUCCAGACCCUGAUUGCAGGAUGGGAUGAGCUGGAGUGCCACAGAGUGUUUGGUUUUCUUUGUGAACAAACAAACCUGCUGCUUAAGACUGAAGCUUUACUCACCGCGAAACCAGGGCUGAAGCGAUACCAGGAGCUGCAGCUCCGACUGUUUUGCCGUAAAGUUCUGCUGGACCCAUGCCAGAACCAGCCAGAUGGACAGUUCUGGUUGGUUCAGCUGCUGAAGCCGUGGCCGCUGGUCAGCCAAGCCCACCUACUGUUCGUCCUUUUUGGACCUUUGCUGCAUGAGGGUAUUCUGGGCUGGGAGGAUCUGGUGGACCGGGGUCUGCCGCACAGCGCGCUGUGGGAUCUGGCCAAGUGCAUCCUCAUGCUGUCUGGCACGCUGCAAGUCAAAGGCUGGAGCACCGACUCAGUGCUGUCAAUCCUGGAGGAGCUCAUUGUCAUCCCCCAGCCGUGGUACUUGGAGAACGUGGCCCGCCUGCUGGUGCUGUGCGGCAGCAGCCUCUGCUACACCUUCCUGGCCAGCAAGGCCCUCAAUGGACGACUGGACGAGAUCUCCAGGAUCAUCAUUCAUAUCAUCCUGGUGUGCGAGAAGGACGGCUACCACAUGAGCUGGGCGGUGAAGCUGGUUCAGCAGAUCUGCAAGGUGUUCAGCACGGCGCCGGAGAGGUUCACCUUCAUCCAGCACCUGGAGAACAUGUUCUCUGAAGUCACCAGAGAGUUCUACGAGUCCUCUGUGGCAGGGAACAACUUUGAAGACAGAGAGACUUUCCAGACCUUUUGCAUCCUCCUGGACUCCAGCGCUCGCUUUCACACUAAACUGCUCCACAUGUUCCUGAAAUAAGAAUGAUUUAUAGAAGGCAAAAUAUGGAAAGAAAUGUCAAUAAUGAAGGGGGUUGUCUAAUUAAAAGAACUGCACAAACAGAACCGAACCACUUCAUGCUGUUUAAAUGCUUUUGUUAAACAGUUUUGUUAUUUAUUCAGCUAUUAGUGUGUCGACAUUUUACAACGCAGUUCAAAAGCUCUGUUGGGUGUGUUAUUAUAUAAGAAUUUAAUAUUUAUUUGUUAGCAUAAUUUUUUUUGCAGUAUAUUUAUUUAAUUUAU